AUGCGUCUAGUUAUACUGGCGCCUUCUUGGCUUCUCUUUGGUUGCUGCAUAGCCAAGCAGUCAACUCCUGGUGGUCCAUUCUCCUUGGGAUCCUCCGGGUCAACCGUUCAGCACACUUUGGACAGCAUCAUACCCGCCACCGACCCCAACUCUGGCCGCGUGAAGUGCUGCCCCAUCGGUACUGACUUCGACGGCAAGAGCUGUGUUGUCACGGGGCCGACCUGCCCUACAGGCACGUACCGCAAAGGCAAACACUGCCUUCACAACGCUCCUCCGGAAUGCGGCAACGGUUACGAGUUCACUGACGGCCAGUGUGUCUCUCGGAAGCCGCCUGCAUGUGACCAAGGCACGAUGCUUGUUGGCAAACAAUGUGUCCACAAGAGUCCCCCUACCUGUGCCGACGGUUUUCAGCUUCGAGGCGCCAUCUGCGAGUCCCUCAAGAAGCCUCAGUGUCCUGAGGGUGAUGUCGUUCAUGGAGCUAGCUGUGUCACGCCCGAGGGCCCAUACUGUCCUGACGGGUCCAAAGUCGAGGGCGCUUCGUGCAUCUCCAAGCGAGACCCUCAGUGUCCCAAAGGAGCUCGCUAUGUGACUUCGACUCGGCAGUGCAUCUCGGAGAAGUCCCCUCAAUGCCCUGAUGGAACGACUCUUGAGUUUGGCCAAUGCAAUUCUUCCGAAGGACCGAAGUGCCAAGGCGAAUUGACCUUUGAUUCUGAACGCGGAUCCUGCACAGUGAGCAGCAAGCCCCAAUGCCCUGACGGCACAACUCUUCAGGGCCAGUCAUGUGUGGAAGUGGGCGAAGCCAAAUGCCCCCCUGAAACCAAGAUCUUCAUAGACAAAGCUUCAGGGACUUCUCGCUGCUGUCCGGACGGGACGACUCUGUCGGGAGAGACUUGCAAGACCACUACAGCCACUGAGGAUUGCCCAACUGGCACAUCGUACAAAGACGGAGAGUGUGUCAAGUAUUCCAACCCUCAACCUUCGUGUCCGAGCGGAUGGUUGCUGGAGGCAGAUCAGUGCGUGAAGCGACUACUUCAAGAGUGCCCCGGCAACUCAUACCCAGAAGGCAACACCUGCGUAUCCUCCUUGGAAGUUCCCGAUUGCCCCGAUGGAUACCUCUACCACGAUUCAAGAUGCGUUCUCCGAGAGGCUCCCACAUGCUCUGGUCAAACGGUCCUCGAGGGCGACAAGUGCGUCAGCGUUGCCAGUCCUACGUGCGACGGUGCGUCUGCGGAGUGGGACGGCAAACAGUGCAACCUCAACCGGAGACCCGAGUGCGCAAGAGGAGUGCUCCACGAUGGCGAAUGCGUCAUUGGUAGCAAGCCCUCUUGCCCCGAAGGCACUGCUUUUGAUGGUGUGGGUUGUUUAUCCAUCAAAGACGCCCCCGUCUGCCCGUCUGGUUCAGUGCUCAACCAGGAAGGGCAAUGCAUAACGACUGUCCAGGCCACUUGCACACCACCGGCAGUCUACCGAGAUGGACGUUGCGUUCAGGGUCAACCUACAUGCCAAGCUGGGUUCGUCCUCACCGAUGACGGUUGCCGAUCGGUAGAUGGACCUGACUGUCCCGAUGGCAAGACCAUGAUCAAGGGAACCUGCGUCUCGGUUGAGAAAGAAUCAUGCAAGCCCGGUUACGUUCUCAAAGCUGGGCAAUGCGUAUCACCGACGCCGCCCAGCUGCGGUGCCAAUCAAGUCUUCAACGGCACUGGCUGUGUGGGAGUCGUGCCCGAUUGUCCCGACAAGACCUAUUUCGAAAACGGCCAGUGUGUCUCGAGCAACGAUCCCAAGUGCGAUGAGAACUUUGUAUUCAACGGCAAGAACUGCGUUGCUAUCAAGGAGCCAAGUUGUCCCGAAGGCAACGCAUACGAUGCCGACACUGGGGAGUGUUUCGAAAAAGUCCAACCAGAGUGCCAGGAGGGCGAGGUCUUCAAAGACGGACGCUGCAAGUUGGUUACUGCGGCGUGUAUCGAGUACAAAUUCUGUUCGACCGAGGCACAUGCGCUUUUUGGGUCUGGUGGCCCAGGCAAACCAGGCGGCAAGAAGGGAUCCAAGACCCCUUUGGCUUCAAAGCCUACAUCCAGUGAAGGCGUCAACGCAGGAACACCAGGUGAUAUGCAGGCGGGCAAGGAUACCACAAAUCUGCCAAACACUGAGCAACCAGGAAUCCCUACGUCGCCAGGCACAGGAACGGCCUAUGGAAACACAGACAGACUUCCAAACCCAAAUGACCAAGUACCCGAUCCUGCCUCUAUCGGCAAGGGCGGCUAUGGCAGAGCUGAGACAGGUCCUGGAGCGCAAGGGCUCAGUCAACCUCCGGCCGGGUCCCAGUAUCCUCCAGGUGGCGCCGGCCCCGGUUCCGGCGCAACCGAUCUUGGACAAAACCCGAGCGGAUCCCAGCAUUCCCCGAGUGGUGCCGGCACCGGCCCUGGAGCAAGCGGCCCCAGAGAACCUUCCUUUGGGUCCCAGUAUCCUUCAGGCAAUACCGGCCCCGUGGCUGGAGCUGAUGGCCUCAGACAGCCUCCGGUUGGAUCCCAGUAUCCCCCGGGAGGCGCUAGCGCCGGAUCAGGUGGUAAUUCGGCAGCUGGCGGAGCUCAAGACGGUGCUGCCCGAGGGAAGGGCGGACGAUGGGUCGAGUUCGAAGAGAUGCCCGAUCCGAGACGAGGUCGAAAGUGGGUUGAGGACGACGAUGCUGAUACUCAUGGAGGCAUUCCAUCAGGUCAAGGCAACGGUCGAGUUGGAUAUGCCGGGGAAGGUGGCAAUCAGAAUGCCGGGGGCGGUCGCUACGAAUGGAGCUGGACCUCAGAUGGUGGCAAUGUUGAUUCACGUCCUGGCGGUGAUUGGCAGAUUGACGCCAACAUUGGGGGUAUUCCAGAUGGCCCGGGACGCAGAUUCCCGGGUGGCAGCGGCCAGGCGCAACCGGAUGGUCAACAAGUUCCAGCAGGAGGAGCCGAUGAAGACUCACACCUGUCCAGGCUUCUAAAGGGCGGUGAUGGAUACAUCAAAGGCGUCGUGGGGGACUUGCCGAACUCUGCAGAGGGCAUCCAGAAGCCAGUUGGAGACGCUGCGGAUGAUUCUCAUCUGUCAAGAAUGAUGAGGGGCGAAACUGGACAUCUUGGAGACCCAUCUGGAGGAAAGUCGAAGUUUGAGGGCGACAGCGCUGGAGCUGCGCCAGGAGGUAUACCUCAGCCAUCAGGAGGUGCCUCCGGUGACUCUCAUCUGGACAAACUUAUGAAGGGAGAUCAGGGUUACAUCAAAGGCUCUAUAGGGGACCUCCAAGGUGGAAGAUCAGGGCCAGGAUCUGAAGGCGCACCAGGGCCCACUGGAGAUGCCCCUGGAAACUCUCACCUCGAUAGACUUAUGGAAGGAGAUCAAGGUUACAUCAAAGGCUGCAUAGGAGAUCUGGGAAAUUCUCAAGGUGGAAGACCAGGGGCAGGAUCUGAAGGCACACCAAGACCGACUGGAGAUGCAUCUGGUGGCUCUCAUCUUGACAAGCUCCUGAAGGGAGAAGGUGGUUACCUCAAAGAUGGUUCGGGGGGUCUGGGGAACCAAGGUGGAAGGCCAGGGGCAGGAUCUGAAGGCAUCCAAAAGCCGACUGCAGGUGCCGCUGGUGACUCUCACUACUCGCAGAUAAUGAGCGGUGAAGCUGGACAUUUCAGGGAGGAUUCAGGCUACGCAGGAGGCGCCGGUGCUGACUCUCAGUAUAUGAAGAUCAUGAGAGGUGAAGGAUUCUGA
Molecule: messenger RNA, 3726 nt
Organism: Colletotrichum karsti
Lineage: Eukaryota; Fungi; Ascomycota; Sordariomycetes; Glomerellales; Glomerellaceae
Product: cell wall cysteine-rich protein
Exons: 3
Coding region: 1-3726 (1241 amino acids)
Source: RefSeq, a predicted model, not a curated record